Trichoderma breve is the source of this 1953-nucleotide messenger RNA. Its product is annotated as elongation factor tu GTP binding domain-containing protein. Gene Ontology annotation, cellular component: mitochondrion. The coding region runs from base 1 to 1953 and encodes 650 amino acids. Gene Ontology annotation, molecular function: mitochondrial ribosome binding; GTPase activity; GTP binding. The transcript has 6 exons. NCBI's taxonomy places the organism in Eukaryota, Fungi, Ascomycota, Sordariomycetes, Hypocreales, Hypocreaceae. Gene Ontology annotation, biological process: positive regulation of translation. The record is from RefSeq and is a predicted model, not a curated record.
AUGAGCCUGGCUGGGAGAGCCGGACGAGCCUGGACUCGAGAAUGGCUGCGGAAUUCCAGCAGUCAUGGUCUCAACCACAACGCAUCUACAUCUAGAUGGUCUCUGCUUCUGCGCACGACAGCUCCGUGCCGGCAUCGCAACUACGCCUCGCAGACGAAGCCGACGCCUGCGCAGCUCGAGGCGCGGAUAGCCGCGAUUCCCAUUGAGCGGUACAGAAACUUUUGCAUCGUGGCGCACAUUGACCAUGGCAAGAGCACGCUGAGCGACCGGCUGCUGGAGCUGACGGGCACCAUCUCGGCCAGCGAUGCGAAUAAGCAGAUUCUUGACAAACUCGACGUCGAACGCGAGCGAGGAAUCACAGUGAAAGCACAGACGUGCACCAUGAUAUACAAGCACAAUGGCGAAGAUUACCUGCUGCAUCUCGUCGACACGCCAGGCCACGUCGAUUUCCGCGCCGAGGUCACCCGUUCAUACGCCAGCUGCGGCGGCGCUCUGCUGCUGAUCGACGCCAGCCAGGGCAUCCAGGCGCAGACGGUGUCCAACUUUCACCUGGCCUUUGCGCAGGAUCUGGCGCUUGUCCCCGUCAUCAACAAGAUCGACAUGCCGUCGGCCGAUGUGCCCCGCGUUCUGGACCAGAUGGAGACGAGCUUUGAGUUGGAUCCUAAAAAGGCUGUGUUGGUGAGCGCAAAGACGGGUAAAGGCGUUGGUGCUCUUCUGCCGGCGGUGGUGGAGGGGAUUCCGCACCCUGUUGGCGAUGAGAAUAAGCCGUUGAAGAUGCUCCUGGUUGAUUCUUGGUACGACACUUUCAAGGGCGUGGUUCUGCUAGUGAGGCUGUUUGAUGGAUCUAUCAAGACGGGAGACAAUGUCGUGUCACUGGGCACAGGCAUGAAGUACACGGUUGGCCAGGUCGGUUAUGUGUACUUUAAUCCGGGCAUGAAACGGAUUCAAGACGCCAAGCUGGGCGACACUUUCACCACGGUUGGGGACGAAGAUAUCGUCGAGCCUUGUCCAGGCUUUGAGGAGCCCAAGCCCAUGGUGUUUGUUGCGGCGUUUCCUACGGACCAGAGUGACUACACUCGUCUCGCUGACAGCAUCAACCAGCUUGUGCUCAAUGAUCGCAGUGUGACGCUGCAAAAGGACUUUUCCGAGGCUCUUGGAUCGGGGUGGCGUCUUGGAUUUUUGGGCAGUCUUCAUUGCUCGGUAUUCCAAGAUCGGUUGAGACAGGAGCAUGGCAAGAGCAUUAUAAUCACGGAACCUACCGUGCCUACCAAGAUUGUGUAUGCCGACGAGUCAGAGGAGGUUGUGCAGAACCCAGCCUUGUUUCCAGAUUCGAGCGAUCACCGGAUUAGAGCUGCCACAUUAUACGAGCCCUAUGUGAAAGCGACAAUCACGGUUCCUGAAGAGUACCUCGGCCGCGUCAUUGAGCUUUGCGAGGGCAAUCGCGGAGAGCAAAAGAGCCUAGAGUUUUUCCACACCGACCAGGUUAUUCUCUCAUACGACAUUCCCGCCUCACAGUUGGUCGAUGAUUUGUUUGGAAAACUCAAAGGCGUCUCAAAAGGUUAUGCGACUCUUGAUUACGAGGACGCAGGGUGGCGCCAGAGCAAAUUGGUGAAGCUCCAGCUACUUGUUAAUCGACAGCCCGUCGACGCCAUUUGCCGAGUGAUACAUUCGACGCAGGUUGACCGCCUGGGACGCCAAUGGGUCACUAAGUUCAAAGAGCAUGUCGAUCGACAAAUGUUCGAGGUCGUUAUUCAAGCCGUUGUGGGCAACAAGGUUAUUGCUCGAGAAACCAUCAAACCUUUCCGAAAAGACGUCCUCGCAAAGCUCCACGCGAGUGAUAUUACUAGACGCAGAAAACUGCUAGAGAAGCAGAAGGAGGGAAGAAAGAGAUUGAGGGCAGUGGGCAACGUGGUGAUUGAUCAAUCAGCAUUCCAGAGCUUCUUGUCAAAAUAG